Alternaria metachromatica is the source of this 1473-nucleotide messenger RNA. RefSeq lists its product as uncharacterized. The transcript is spliced from 6 exons. Gene Ontology annotation, molecular function: monooxygenase activity; oxidoreductase activity, acting on paired donors, with incorporation or reduction of molecular oxygen; iron ion binding. NCBI's taxonomy places the organism in Eukaryota, Fungi, Ascomycota, Dothideomycetes, Pleosporales, Pleosporaceae. The coding region runs from base 1 to 1473 and encodes 490 amino acids. The record is from RefSeq and is a predicted model, not a curated record.
AUGACCGACGUUUCCCGUAUGGCACCAGAUAUUAGCAAGCAAGGCAUCAAACAUGAGGAGCUCAGGUCUCUAGCGAAAUCCAUCAGUCGCAAGACGCUGCAUAAUCCCAACAUGACUUUCAAGCAGUUUGAAGAAUUCCAGCGGUCUUUGUCUAGCACAACACUGCGCUUGAUUUUGCUUGCAACUCUCCUCUUACUGUGGGGAACAUCGCUUGCGAUAUACCGUCUUCUCUUGAGUCCGUUGUCCAGAUUUCCUGGGCCCAAGCUUGCCGCAGUCACUGGAUGGGUAGAAACAUACCACGAUGUCUUUCGGGGCGGUCAAUUGAUCUUCAAGCUCGGAGAAUGGCAUGAAAGAUAUGGUCCAAUCGUGCGCAUCAACCCUUGGGAGGUGCACAUCGCAGAUCCGGAUUUCGUGCAGGUUUUAUUCGCCAGUAACUCUCAAUUCGACAAGAAAAUCGAGUGGAAAUAUCGAACUGGUAUUCCCCAUUCAAGUUUCGACACUAUCGAGCAUCAACACCACCGAAUGCGCCGGUCGGCGGUGGCGCCAUUCUUCUCGAAGCAAAAGAUAUCGGGCAUCACUGACUUCAUCAGUCAAAAGGCGCAGCGACUGUGUGAUCGGCUGGAAACCGAGUUCGCGGGUUCGGGCAGACCAGCCAUUAUGAACAACUGUUUCGCAGCCAUGACAUUUGACGUCAUCACGCACUACGCCUUUGCGCGCUCGUUCGAGUACAUGGAAGAUCCGAACUUCGAAGCGCCCUUCACCAACGCGGCGAAGGAACUCGCAACGACGCUGCAUACCAUGGGCCACUUCCCAUGGCUCUUGUCUCUGCUGCAGGCGCUCCCCCAAAGGUGGUCGGUGGCGAUGAAUCCAGCCAUGGGCGCUAUCUUUGGAUUCCAUGGGGAAAUCGAAGACCAAAUCCGCGCCAUCAAGUCUGGAUCCAACGACGCACAUAAGGAUGUCGAACAUAAAACGGUGUUUAGCGAGCUUCUCGACUCUGAUCUGCCUACCGAAGAAAAGGCGGUUGAGAGACUCAAGCACGAAGGCGGGUCCAUCGUUGCAGGCGGCGUCGAAACAACAUCAACCGCAUUGUCCAAAGCGACCUUCUACAUACUCGAGAACCCGGCUAUUGCGGCAAGGCUGGGUACAGAACUAGGCACUGUGUUUCCAGACCCGCACGUGACCCCGUCUUUAGCCACUCUGGAAGCACUGCCGUACCUCAGCGCAAUCGUCAACGAGACCCUUCGCAUCACAAUUGGCAUCUCCUCACGCACAGCGCGCAGGUCUCGCAAAGAGCCUAUCACGUUCAAGGACAUCGUUAUCCCAGCCGGUACCGACUUUAGCAUGACGGCGUACUACACGCACACGGACCCGCGCAUUUGGGACAAGCCGCAUGAGUUUGUGCCCGAGCGCUGGCUUGAGAAGGCGUUGGCGAAGAAUGGCGAGCCACUAAGGGUGAGAGUGCUGGUAAAAUGA